Messenger RNA from Hyaloscypha bicolor E, 990 nucleotides. Its product is annotated as aquaporin-like protein. NCBI's taxonomy places the organism in Eukaryota, Fungi, Ascomycota, Leotiomycetes, Helotiales, Hyaloscyphaceae. The transcript has 3 exons. The record is from RefSeq and is a predicted model, not a curated record. Gene Ontology annotation, biological process: transmembrane transport. The coding region runs from base 1 to 990 and encodes 329 amino acids. Gene Ontology annotation, molecular function: channel activity. Gene Ontology annotation, cellular component: membrane.
AUGUCUCGCACAGACGUGGAGAACAGCGCCAGUCACGAUGCCAACCGUUCCAACUCCAUCGUGUCAGUCCCCUCCUACCAAGCCACUACAAGACCCUUCAUCGGACGUUUGGGAGGAAACCAGGGUUUUGUACUCGACCGGCACAAUGCAGCAAACGCAGAGAUUCUGAAGGAGCAACCGGAUAGCGCGCCUUGUAUGACGCUCAAGGAGCAAUUUGAUCUUCGAGGAUUUCGAAGUCUCGGGUUAUGGAAAGCUGCCUUGAUUGAAGGCGUUGGUGCUAUGAUGCUUAUCUAUGUAACUAUCUGGAUCAGCCUCUCACCAUCCGCACUUCCCGCGCUGCCAACCGCACAGUUUGGCCCCUUCGACAAUGCAACAUUCAUCGGCCCCCUCGUCGGAGGCAUCACGAACUGGUUCCUCGUCACCCUGUUCACGUUCUCUCUGGGUUCCGUAUCAGGAGCACAUCUCAACCCAACUAUCACCAUCGCCACUUUCUUCGCUCGUCUUUGUUCGCUGCCUCGCAUGGUGCUCUACGUCUCGUUCCAAACGGCCGGUGGAGCUAUCGCCGGAAUGCUCAUACGAGCUUCUUAUGGGUCCCGAGACUUCAAAACGGGGGGUUGCUGGUUGUUUUCUGAUGUGGUUCCUGUAUCGAAUGCGUUUGUCAUUGAGUUUGUGUUCUGUCUAACGCUGCUGUUCAUGGCCUUUGGUGUUGGAUUGGAUCCGAGACAGAAACAAGUGAUCGGUCCUGCAUUGGGCCCAUUCUUGGUCGGCAUGGCGCUCGGUGUGGUUAGUUUCGGGAGUGGAUUCACGAGGUACGGGCAUGGCGGUGCGAGCAUGAAUCCUGCGAGGUGUUUUGGAACGUUUGUUGGGAGUAGAUUUCCGGGGUGGCAUUGGAUGCAUUGGACUGCGGAUAUUAUAGCUUGUAUGGUCCAUGGCUUUUUCUACUUCAUUGUUCCGCCAUGGCAAGAAAAUGCGCAGGCUGCAAAUUUCUAG